Molecule: messenger RNA, 342 nt
Organism: Arabis nemorensis
Lineage: Eukaryota; Viridiplantae; Streptophyta; Magnoliopsida; Brassicales; Brassicaceae
Source: the annotation of a GenBank genome assembly
AUGUUGCUUGGAAAGAGACAACGACCACCGAUUAACAGAACCACGAGUCUGUCGGAGAUAACUUUCGAUCUUAACCUUCCCGGAGAAUCAGAAGUUUCAGCACAGCAACAGAAUCCCAUGGUGAGUCCGUACGGUUCCAACGGUCAACUCAGAGCAGCAGCCGUAGAUCAACAACGUGGGUUGUUAGAUCAACGGGGAGAUACGGCCUUUUGUAGCUUAGACUGCAGGCAAGAGCAAAUGGCACAAGACGAGAGGAAAGAGAAAGGUAAGGCGGCGAAAGAAUCGGCGGUGGCGGCCACCGCGAAAGCCGGCAAAGGAGGAAGAGCUGCAGCCGCCGUGUAA